AUGAAACGGGCUUUGGUGUCUCUUGUCAGAAACCGGGCAUUAGCCUGUAGUUCGGAAUCAGUUAAAUUUGUCAGUAAUAAAAACGCCCACCUGCCACAAUCCACACAAAUUCGUCCUAUUUCAACGACGUGUGCGAAAUAUGCAACUAGUACACCAGAAGUUUCUCAAAUAUUAGAGCAGAAAAUACUUGGACAUCAAUCUAAACAAGAUCUUGAAGAAACAGGACGAGUAUUAACCAUUGGUGAUGGUAUUGCACGUGUUUACGGUUUAAAAAAUAUUCAAGCUGAAGAGAUGGUGGAAUUUUCUAGUGGUCUAAAGGGAAUGGCACUCAAUUUGGAGCCAGAUAACGUCGGUGUUGUCGUGUUUGGUAACGAUAAGUUGAUUAAAGAAGGUGAUAUAGUCAAACGAACGGGUGCUAUUGUUGAUGUGCCAAUUGGAGAUGAAUUAUUGGGUCGUGUUGUUGACGCGUUAGGAAAUCCCAUUGAUGGCAAAGGUCCGUUAGGAACAAAAAAACGUGCUCGUGUUGGUGUCAAAGCACCUGGUAUUAUACCACGAAUUUCUGUACGUGAACCUAUGCAAACUGGAAUGAAAGCUGUAGACAGCUUGGUACCUAUCGGUCGUGGUCAACGUGAAUUAAUUAUUGGUGAUCGACAAACGGGUAAAACAGCAGUUGCUAUCGAUACAAUUAUAAAUCAGAAACGUUUCAAUGAAGGCCAAGACGAAAAGAAGAAAUUGUAUUGUAUAUAUGUUGCUAUUGGACAAAAACGUUCAACAGUAGCACAACUUGUCAAACGAUUAACAGAUACAGAUGCCAUGAAAUAUACAAUUAUUGUUGCUGCAACAGCGUCUGACGCAGCUCCGUUACAAUAUUUAGCACCAUAUUCUGGAUGCGCUAUGGGAGAACAUUUUCGUGAUUCAGGCAGACAUGGAUUAAUUAUCUAUGACGAUUUAUCAAAACAGGCUGUUGCCUAUCGUCAAAUGUCCUUAUUGCUCCGACGUCCACCCGGUCGAGAGGCUUAUCCUGGUGAUGUAUUUUAUCUUCACAGUCGUUUACUAGAACGUGCUGCUAAAAUGAAUGAUACUCAUGGUGGUGGUUCAUUAACAGCUCUUCCUAUUAUCGAAACACAAGCCGGUGAUGUAUCUGCUUAUAUUCCUACAAAUGUCAUUUCAAUUACUGACGGACAAAUUUUCUUGGAAACUGAAUUGUUUUACAAAGGUAUUCGACCAGCUAUUAAUGUCGGUUUAUCCGUAUCACGUGUAGGAAGUGCGGCACAAACGAAAGCAAUGAAACAAGUUUCUGGUAAGAUGAAACUUGAACUUGCCCAAUAUCGUGAAGUAGCAGCAUUUGCUCAGUUUGGCUCUGAUUUGGAUGCAGCAACGCAGUCACUAUUGAAUCGUGGUGUGCGUCUAACUGAAUUACUAAAACAAGGCCAAUAUGUACCAAUGGCUAUUGAAGAACAAGUAUGUGUUAUUUAUGCUGGUGUACGUGGUCAUUUAGAUAAAUUAGAUCCAAGUAAAAUAACAAAAUUUGAACAAGAAUUUUUACGCCAUUUAAGAUCACAACACAAAGAUAUACUCGAAUCUGUACGCACCAAAAGUGAAUUGACACCAGAAACUGAUGCAAAAUUAAAAGAAAUUGUACAAAGUUUUGUCAGUUCAUUUAAAGUUUAA
Messenger RNA from Didymodactylos carnosus, 1671 nucleotides. NCBI's taxonomy places the organism in Eukaryota, Metazoa, Rotifera, Eurotatoria, Philodinida, Philodinidae. The record is from the annotation of a GenBank genome assembly.